This is a messenger RNA of Diceros bicornis minor, 1679 nucleotides long. It is a transcript of the gene PGF, whose product is annotated as placental growth factor. Lineage: Eukaryota; Metazoa; Chordata; Mammalia; Perissodactyla; Rhinocerotidae. The coding region runs from base 305 to 817 and encodes 170 amino acids. Gene Ontology annotation, cellular component: membrane. The transcript is spliced from 7 exons. The record is from RefSeq and is a predicted model, not a curated record. Gene Ontology annotation, biological process: induction of positive chemotaxis; vascular endothelial growth factor signaling pathway; vascular endothelial growth factor receptor signaling pathway. Gene Ontology annotation, molecular function: vascular endothelial growth factor receptor binding; chemoattractant activity; growth factor activity.
CACGAGAGAACCGGGGGUCGCGCUGGGCGCCCGACGGACCCUCCCCAGGGACCCGCCUGCCCCACACCGCCCCGCCCCGCCGGGCGCUCCGCAUCAGGUUCCCCAGCCACAGCCUUACCUGCGGGCUCCCGACUCCCCCGGGCUUCCAGAGGAUGCUCAGGCCCCCAGCGGGGACCUCGGGGCAGCAGUGAGGGGGGCAUCCGGCCCCCCAUUCAGCUCCUCUCCUCCUGUGCCAGGGGCUCCCCCGGGGGGACGAGCAUGGUGGUUUUCCCUUGGAGCCCCCUGGCUUGGGACGUCUGAGAAGAUGCCUGCCAUGAGGCUGCUCACUUGCUUCGUGCAGCUCCUGGCUGGGCUGGCGCUGCCUGCUGUGCCCCCCCAGCAGUGGGCCUUGUCUGCUGGGAACAGCUCGUCAGAGGUGGAAGUGGUGCCCUUCCAGGAAGUGUGGGGCCGCAGCUACUGCCGGGCGCUGGAGAGGCUGGUGGACGUCGUGACUGAGUACCCCAGCGAGGUGGAGCACAUGUUCAGCCCGUCCUGCGUCUCCCUGCUGCGCUGCACCGGCUGCUGUGGCGAUGAGAACCUGCACUGUGUCCCCGUGGAGACGGUCAAUGUCACCAUGCAGCUCCUGAAGAUCCGCUCUGGGGACCGGCCCUCCUAUGUGGAGCUGACCUUCUCACAGCACGUGCGCUGUGAAUGCAGGCCUCUGCGGGAGAAGAUGAAGCCAGAAAGGAGGAGACCCAAGGGCAGGGGGAAGAGGAAGAGAGAGAAGCAGAGACCCACAGACUGCCACCUGUGCGGCGAUACUGUUCCCCGGAGGUAACCAGCCCCUCGGAGAAGAGAGACCCCACACGCGGCUCGUGUAUUUAUUACCGUCACACUCGGUUACCUCCCUGCUGGCACCUGCCCUCUAUUUAUUAGCCAAUUGUAUCCCUGCUGAAUGACUCGCUCCCUCCAAGAUGAGGGGCAGGGGGGGAUAGGACCCUCAGGAAUUCAGUGCCUUAAACAGAACGUGAGAGAAAGAGAGAAGGCAGCCACAGGCCUGUGUGUGCCUCAGCUUGAGAAGAAGCAAGACUUGUGGCUUUGUGAGGGGCAAGCCAGGCCCCAGAGGCCCCGGGGCUCUCUGGGGGGCUGGCAUGGGAAGGAGAGGGGGACCCACUGUCUAUUCCUGGGCCUUGGGCUCUGCUUGGACAGGCAGCCCUUGCUGCGGGAGCUCUUGGCCAGGGUGGGGCUGGAGGAGCCUCCUCUGGCCGCCAGGGCCCCAGCUGGGUGGGAAGGCAGGCAGGAAGUGGAGGGGUCCCCUGCUUCCUCCUCUUCCUGGCAGCAGCUCUGCACCCUGGAGAUCAGAAUGUUCAGCUCUGGAGAACAGUGGUUGCCUGGGGGCCUUUGCCACUCCUUGUCCCUUAUGGUCUCUCCUCCUAUCUUGCCACUGCUUGUGCUGGGACAUUGUUCUUUGUGGCUGAGGCAUCACCAUCCUGCCCCUCUCAGGGACACAGGCCAAGAGUGGGCCCCAGGCUGGACAUGGAGCGAGCUGCCCCUGCGUGGCUGUCUGACUGCCAAGCCAGAUUCUCUUGAAUAAACUAUUCUAGUCUGGAAGCAGCUUUUCCAGGGGAGUGUGUCUGCUGGACAGUGGGCAACAGCAGAAAAUGGAAGCAAGACAGAAGAAGGGAUUAUGGGCUCCAAGG